AUAAAUAAAAAGCUUCUCAAGGAAGGCUUUUUCAAAAUUGCCCUCUUUUCAAUAGAAAUUUUGCCCUAUAUUAGGGUUAGCAGUAUGUACCAGGGUAGGGAUAGGGCAGUGGUGGUGAACCUAUGGCAUGCGUGCUCCAGCGGGCAUGCAGAGCCCUCUGUGUCAGUACACGGGCCAAGUCACCCCAGCAUCACCCCAGCAGCCGAGCAUCGGGUUGGGGUGCACACAGGGGCCAUGCCAUAAGUAAGUGGGCUUUGGGUUGCAGUUUGGGCACUCGGUUUCUAAAAGGUUUGCCAUCAGUUUUUUAGUACCUCUUUAAUUCGCUUGUCAUUCAGUUGUCCAACCACCAUCUGAGCCGGUGACUUGCUUCUGAUGUAUUUAAAGAAUUUUUAUUGUUUAUCUUACUUUUAUUGGUGAUACGCUCCUGAAACUCCGCCCACCAUUUUUGCCUCCGUUAUGAUUCCUUGCAUUUUCUUUAUGCAUUUCUUUCUUUCUUUUGGUCUCAUUUGGGCAAGAUUUCUAUUUUCUGAAGGAAGACCAUUUAUCGCUAAUAGCUACCUUAGUACCUCUUGUUAACCAUGCCGGAGACCUCUUAGACCUGGUGCCCUGUUUCCUGACCUCUGACACACCCUAGCUGAGCUUCUGUUACUGUGAUUUUGAGUAAUCCGCGAGCAUUUGACUGCACCAGUGUGCUUGGACUAUUCUGACUUCCCUUUUCCCUGUUUUAAACCACUCCCUUCAUUUUAGAGAAGUUGCAACCACCCAUGACUACAUAGAAAUUAAAUUAUCAUUGUUUCCUAUUGAUUUUGUAGCACUCAUCGCUCACUCUAGGUCCUGGAAGCAUCACUCAGGAUUAAGUUGAGAGUUACCUCUAUUCAGGAAAUUCCUUUGAGCACCAAGAAUGCCACUGGAAUGCAUUUGGAGAAUGAUGACUCUUGCCUUUCUCUUCCAUGGCUUCCUGUUCUUUUGAUGAUUUUCUAAUUGAAUUGAUUCGGAAGAAACUCCGCCCAGGAUCAUGACUGAAGAAAAGAGUCUUGGUGUGUCUCAGAGAGUCUUGUCUCCUUCAAGAAGUACCAGCAGCUGCUCGUCUAAGCAGGGAAGUAGACAGGACAGCUGGGAAAUUGUAGAAGGAUUACGGGGAGCCAUGAAUUACACCCAGGAACCACAGAAACAGGAAGGCUUCUUGCUGAAGAAAAGGAAAUGGCCUCUGAAAGGCUGGCACAAGAGAUGGUUCUUUCUGGACAAGGGAAUUCUGAAGUAUGCCAAAAGUCCGGCUGACAUAGAGAGAGGGAAGCUGCAUGGGUGUAUAGACGUUGGGCUUUCGGUGAUGUCUGUAAAGAAAUCAACGAAAUGUAUAGAUUUGGAUACUGAAGAACACAUUUACCAUUUAAAGGCAAAAUCUCAGGAAGUCUUUGAUGAAUGGGUAGCAAAGCUACGCCAUCACAGAAUGUACCGUCAAAAUGAAAUUUCCAUGUUUCCACAUGAUAUCAGCAAUCAUUUCUUCCCCACAUCAUCAUCUGUUACAGAAUCCAUCACUGGUCUUUUGGAAUCCUCAGCAAGCAAAAAAAGAGGCAGCAUGACACAACAAAAUUCAGUGCAGACUGGAAGUUCUUUAUCAUUCCCCUGUUCAAGCAAUGAAUCAAGGAUUCCAUCUUGGCUGCAGUCUUCUGACGAUAUGGAAAGAUGCUCCAAAGACCUCUCCCACUGUCAUAACUAUCUCUUGGAGAUGAGCCAGCUUUUACAAAGCAUGGAAGUUCUCCACAGGACGUAUUCAGCACCUGCCAUAAACGCCAUGCAGGGCAUCCCUUUUGAAAGUCCUAAAAAGGAAAAAAGAACACACAGAAGGUGGCGUUCCCGAGCUCUCGGUAAAGAUGCUAAGGGAAUGUUACAGGUACCCACUGUUAUCUCUGCUCCAUUGAGACUCCAUGCUUCCAAUCCGAAUUUAUCUACAUUAGAUUUUGCUGAAGAAAAAAUUUACUCGAAUGGUUCUGAAACAACAUCAGAAUUUUCUAAAAUGCAAGAAGACUUGUGCCACAUAGCACACAAAGUGUACUUUACCUUAAAGUCGGCUUUUAGUAUGAUCUCCACAGAAAGAGAGAAGUUGAAGCAGAUGUUGGAACAUGAUUCAGCCUCGUCACCAUCGGCACAAAUAGUUGGAUUAAAGAAUGCCUUAUCAUCUGCCAUAGCACAAAACACAGAUCUUAAAGACCGGUUACGCAGAAUACAUGCCGAAUCUAUUCUCCUUGAUUCAGCAGCUAGUGCAAAAUCCAUCCCUGAUUUGGCCAAGGAACAUUCAGAAGAUGAAAACAGGAGUCUAGUUCACCAGCUCUCCAAUGAAAGUCGACUGUCCAUAACAGAUUCCCUGACAGAGUUUUUUGAUGCACAGGAAGUCCUGCUGUCUGCCAGCUCUUCAGAAAAUGAGGUAUCUGAUGAUGAUUCGUACGUCAGUGAUGUAAGUGAUAAUAUCUCUGAAGACAACCUAAGUAAUGACGUGGAGAAUGAAAGGCAGACCCUCGAUUCCAUGCCUGAUGGAAGCAUGGAAUGCCAUUCCAAGCGGAGGACGUGCCUGCCAGCUCCAUGCCCCAACACAAGUAACAUCAGCCUCUGGAACAUUCUGCGCAACAAUAUUGGGAAAGAUCUCUCCAAGGUUGCUAUGCCGGUUGAGUUGAAUGAGCCACUGAACACUUUGCAGCGACUCUGCGAGGAACUGGAAUACAGCGACUUGUUGGACAAGGCGGCACACACCCCCAGUCUGUUUGAGAGGAUGGUAUACGUAGCUGCUUUUGCGGUAUCUGCCUACGCAUCCAGUUACUACAGAGCUGGAAGUAAACCAUUUAAUCCUGUGCUUGGAGAAACCUAUGAAUGUAUUCGUGAAGAUAAAGGUUUCCAAUUUUUUUCUGAACAGGUCAGUCAUCACCCACCUAUAUCUGCAUGUCAUGCUGAAUCAGAUAACUUUGUGUUUUGGCAAGAUAUCAGGUGGAAAAACAAAUUCUGGGGGAAAUCCAUGGAAAUUGUGCCAAUUGGUACAACUCAUGUAAUUUUGCCAGCUUUUAGGGAUCAUUAUGAAUGGAAUAAGGUAACAUCAUGCAUUCACAAUAUCUUAAGUGGACAGCGAUGGAUAGAACACUAUGGAGAAAUCAUAAUCAAGAAUAUGAAUGACAACAGCUGUCACUGCAAGCUUACUUUUGUAAAGACAAAAUACUGGAAUCACAAUGCUCAUGAAAUUGAAGGCAGUGUUUUUGACGAAAAUGGAAAAGUAGUACAUCGUCUUUUUGGAAAAUGGCAUGAGAGUAUAUACUGUGGAUCAUCGUCUUCAGCGAACUGCAUCUGGAGAGCAAAUCCAAUGCCUAAAGAUUACGAACAGUGGUAUGGUUUCACUCAAUUUGCAUUAGAAUUAAAUGAAUUGGACCCAGUCACUAGACCACUGUUACCAUCUAGUGACACACGAUUUAGACCAGACCAAAGGCUCCUAGAAGAAGGGAAUAUUGAAGGAGCAGAAAUACAAAAACAGAGAAUUGAACAGCUACAAAGAGAGCGGCGGAAAGUUCUAGAAGAAAACAAUAUGGAACAUCAGCCUAGAUUUUUCAGGAAAUCUGAAGACGAAUCCUGGGUCAGCAAUGGCACUUACUUAGAACUUAGAAAAAAUCCUGGUUUUUCCAAGCUGGAUAAUCCUGUCCUGUGGUGAAAAAGGACAAGAGAAGAGGACAUUUUCUCUAAUUAUAAUUUAUAAGGAAAGAAAUGCUGCAUAUCACUUCGAUAUUCUAAACUCCUGCUCAGUUUAGAUUUUUGACAUGCACAGUUACUUUGUUCCGAGUCUCUUGCUAUUUUGAUAGUAGCCAUGAUUUGUUUGAAUGUACAAAAACUCUUUCUUUACAUAUGCUAUUUAAUAAAAAUUGAUGAAUGUUAUUUCUGAGGGGAGGGAAAAGAGACAGAUGCUUUAAACACUAUUUUUUUUCCAAAGGAUAAUGUAUGUUCAGAUUAAAUGCCUUAUCAAGUUGUGUGACAGACAGUAUAGCAGCUCUCACUUGUGCUACUGAAACUGGCUGCCACUGAUUCUCCAUUAUGUCAGGAAACUACCAAAGCUGAAGGAAGUUUAUUUAUUAUGUCUUUUGCCUAAGAUUCCAGCUUAUGGCUGAAGUCUUUUUGGAGGUGUUUUUUUUAAAAAAUAAAAUAAAAUAAAAUAUUUAAAGCACAAUUUUAUGCAUGUUUAGACAGAAAAAUGUCUACAACUCAUUUGAUUAGGGCAUGCUGGGAGCUGUAGGCUUUUUUCCUAUUUAAACACAUAGGAUUCUGCCAUUAGUAACAUAGUAUUUUUACACAAUUGGAUAACCUAUUCUAAGAAAUAGCAUUAAGUGGUAGCAGUAAUGAAGGUCUACUGCCUUACAGAAAAGGGCACUCUCACUUGGGAAUUCCUCUGAAUCCUUGUUGAGAUGAAUGGCACUUGAACCAUAGUAGAUUCCAGCAAGGCUUGCAUGCGAAUGUCCAAGUAGAUUGUGUUCCAAGUUUGUACCAUAUAAUAUAUACAAAUGCUGUGUAGACUAAAUUUUUAGGGCACAAUCCAACAAAAAUUUAGUUGUGGGUAAAAUCUCAUAGAACCAAAUAGAUGGGAGUUGGUUGCCAGCAACUAUAUUUUGCUGGAUUGUACUAUUAACACAGUACUUCUAAGCCAGAAAUGUUGGUAAAAAUGAUUAAAUUGAAGAAGUACAGUUCUGACUUUAAUUAGAGCAAAUCCUUAUAGAAUAUGAGCUUUUCUUUAUUUUAUUCUCCUGGCUUGUUUCUAAAACAAAAAAAAAUCUGCUGGACAAUAGAAAAGCUCUUCUUUUUAACUCUUUGCAAAGUAGCUAAUUGUGUUAAGAGAUAGAUGUUUUCUGAAAUAAGAUUUUGGUAUUUUCUACCUCUUCUGAGCAGCAUAUUUAAUACCUUGUAUUUUUAAAAAGCUGACCAUCUGCCUUAGAUAAAUGUAUGGAAUAUAUUAUCUUCCUUUAACUGUUUUGUGUUCAGGUAAAUAUUUGUCUUGCACUAAAACGGUUAUAUGUUUUCCCCAGUCCUUUGUACGUAUUCUAAUCUCUUCAUGAGCAUACGUCACAUGCUGAAACAAUAAUUCAAAACAGACAAAACUGCAUUCUGUAAUGGAAGUGGAAGGCAUUUGGUUUGUUUCUUUGUUCAGUCACAGUUUUACUAUAGUAUAUAAUACCUUGCUUAAUAGAAAACAGUGCUCAAAAAUAACAUUCGGUACACAACCUUGUUUCAGAUCUAUUGCCUUCAAAUCAAGGAGGGAAAGUCACUGGGUUGCAGAAUCGAAUGCUUUCUUCUGUAGAUUUCAUCUGCUUCUUGGUACACAGCACAUGACUUGCUUCCUAGUGCUAUAUCAGGAUGUAAAAUCCAUUAAUUUCAAUACCCUGUUGGAGCUCCUGCAUGGGAAGGCUGCUCCAAAUCACUUUUAUGCCACCAUGCAAGUAUAUCUGACACAUGCUCAGAGGGCUGUUCUUUCAAAUAAGUGAAUUGGAGAGCUUGUGCAGGCCAGAUUGGUGUGUCUGCUAGUGCAGCAAGAGACAUUGAGAACAUAGCUAGUGUGCUUAGAUUCAAGGUGUCUGAGAUACAAUUAUCACAUUAUUGAUAACGUACGUAUACCAUAGUACAAAGUUCACCAGUCAGCUGUAUCUAAAGAUACUUGAUUUAUUUACAGGUGCACAUCAACGUAGUGGUGAAAUAUGAAAAGCAUAUAAAAACUUUGCAUAAUCUCCAGUUUAAAUCUUCCUUUGCAGUUUCAGUGCUCCCACCUCCUUUCCAGUAUUGGACUAAACACUGACAUUCUAGUAAAACAUUCAGCAAAACCUGUCCUCAGUUACAAAUGUUUCAGUUUAUUUUUUAGAAGAUCCUACAUGAGCAUAAUUCCAUUCCUGUCUUUCAGCAUAACAAGUUAUGUGCUGCCUCAUUAGAGUAUUUGGAGAAUACAACUGCAUCAUUUCUUUUUUAUUAAGUGAUACAGCAAGUCUAAGUGGGCAGCAAAAGAGCAAACAUGUACCAGCCUAGGUGAAUAAUAGAAGGUAGGAUUGCCACUUGGCCCUGUCAGCCCACCUCAGCAUCUUUUUAAAAUGUCCUUCCUGUGCCUGGGUGUAGGCAAAAGUUCUCAUACCAGGAUAGCCCCACUUAAGAACAGUUCCAGGGCCCUGUCCCAUUCCCCAUAUCUACCACUGGGAAUCUAACAUUAUCUAUUGCUAAUGAGAACACUACUAAUGAUGGAGUUAUGCCCACUGACAUUUCCAUGAGUAUAACUGGGGCCUUCAGGGUAUGAAUGUACAGAAUUUAUUAAAGUUUUUCUGUGUUUUGCAGAUUUUCAAGUUCUUUUGUCCCAUCAUCUACUCCCUGAUGGAAAUGAUUUUUGUACAAAUGAGUUCAUAUGCAUUUAUGGAAACAUGCACUUCGAAAAAUGCACAGGUCUUCCCAAAAUGUGCAUGUUCAUACUUUAGUCUAUGAAGUGAAAUGCACAUGUUCAGGGCUUAAAUGUUUUUUGCAUAGGUUGCACUACUAAAUUUGUGCAACAUUACAAAAAGCAGGGGCAUAAGUGCAUGGAAUCUGUGUGACUUGGGAAAAGCCAGUCCACUGAGGAACCCACAGGUCAAAUUCGGAGACAACCAAACUAAUGUGGCAGAUUUCUCUGACGUGCCUAUUCCAUGCUAUAUACCUCCCCUUCCACUAGGGCAGUGGUGUCACUAUUGCAAGGUAACUUCAGUGGAUGGUUGAUCGAUUAUAUUACGAUUGUUCUGCUUGGCACAUAAUUAUUGUAAUUUUCUUUUUGACCCUACCUUCUUGUAUUCACAAGACAAGUUGCUGCCAAUAUCUCAACAAAAUCCUAAGUUUAUUUGACCAUUCUCUAUAUAGCAAUAUGGCACACGUCACAGUAUUAUUAUUUUCCUGAUAAAGAGUUCCUAAACCUUUUGUAGUUUCCUUUAUAAUUACUCCUCCUGAAUGAUUUUAUAUCAUUCACAUUGUUUUUCUUUUUGGAUUUAUUUAUAUUUAAUUUGACUCCACAUAAAAUUAUUUCCUAAAUCCUUCAAUAUUUGGACAACUGUGUCAUACCAUACAAUUAAUAUGCUUAUAUGUCCUUUCUUGCCUAAAACCAUUUUAAUGCCCAGCUAAGAAUGAUUGUUUAAUUUUGCCUUGUCCUUCAGAAGCUCCCCUGAAUUGGAUGCUUGGUGGUGGUUAUCUGUGAAAAUGCUACUUUCUUUUGUUUUUUGCUGCUUCAUACAGUGUGCAACCCAAAUGCAGUUUUUAAUAUUUAAUGCAGCUUUAAAAAAGGGUACAUUGCUUGUUCAUGAGCCAGGGCUUACCAUAAUACAUGCAUUAAUCAUUUGGAUGCUCCAGAAGAAAUCAGUUUCCAGGAUUCAAAAAGGGAAAACUGGUCUAUUUGUUGCUUCAGGUUUUGUUUGCUAGAAUUUGUCUAUUGUAUUUUAAGACCCCAUAGAGUCAGAAUGGCAGUCUCCUACCAUGUCAGUCAAUUACACUGCACAAGCCUAAGUGACUUCUUGCAUAGUGCCAAUUGGCACAGCAGGAUAUGGCCCUGCAUGUGUCUCCAUGUUAAUUUCAUUGUUUACUUGGCUUUUCAUAUACAGAACAGGAGCUGAGUGAUGAACAAUUAUAUACCAGUUGACCAAAUACACUGCAUCACAGGCUGAAUAACCUGUUAUCGCAUGUAACUUAGUCCUUUUUACCCUUAAGGGGUGAUAAUAUGAAAUGAACGGUUUGUUGCCUAUUUUGUUAUCUUCUUGAAUAUCUCUAGCCUGAUCUAUUCUCCAAAUAGCAAGAGAAAUAUUGGCAUACAGAGCCAGAGCAAGCAGAAACCAGCAUGGUAACUCUGAACAUUAGGCAGAUUAACCUUCCAGUAUUUGCAGUUAGGAACUGUUUUUUCACACUGUAGGGAAGAUUCGUGCUCAUCCGCAUCAAUGCUGGUACAAGUCAGUGCAAGUAGAAGAAAUUCAGGUAACAAACUCUGAUCCUGCCAAUGUUCAGAUGACAGAAUGAAAGUUACCUGACAACCCUCAAACCAUACAUAAAACAGAUUUAACAAUCAGUCAUUCUUAGCACCAAGUUCUCACUUGCAGUAUGUUGGACACUGUUUUAGGGCAUUUACAAGUCUGACUCAUAAUUUGACAACACAAUUCCACACUGGAAGGAUUUUUAGUUUCCUUGCUGAUUAGAACUAUUCCACAGAGAAUCACAGCAUUGGUACAAGAGGAACAACAAUUCAUGUACUAGGUCUGUGUCAGAUCCUGCAUGAAAUGGGCCAAAUGGAGUAAAGAAAAGCAAAUCAGUAAUAUUUAUUAAGACUAGAGGGACAGCAAGGUAAUCAACAAAUCAUUACACAUGUAAGGCAGAACACCUUGGAACUGCACAAUACUUAAUUAGAACAAUGCUUUUAUAGUUUACCUCAUCCUCUGACAACUUUCUCAUAGGAAUUUUCCUCCCACCUUUCAUAUCUUAUAUAAGGAUAACGCUUUCAAGAAGUGGCUCAAAACACCUAUCCUUGGUCUGAUUCCUUCUUGUUCUCUCUUAUCUAGGAGCAGUUCUUCUACAGCUACAUGCACAUUAAGUUUUCUUUUUAACCUUGUAUUUGUACACUAUCUUCUCCAAUACCUGUGAUGAAAGUACCAUGCUCUGUUCUUUUCCAGAGUUCAGAAGGUCUUUGAUCUUGAAAGCAGAAACCUUAUGACAAAGUAUGCAUUUCAGUUCAUUUAAAAUUAAAGAAACUGGACUUUUUGUUCCAACACUUUUACUGUGACAAAAAUGCUUUAGUGUACAGAUUCUAAGCAUCAAGUCAGCAUCACAUUAACAAUGCACUAAUGUACACAAAGACCCUAAUCUGAAAAUAUAAUGAUUGUGGAAACUGUUCUGGUAGGGGAGAAGGUGCAUGCUGGAGUUAAUAUGCGCACACAUGUGCACGCAAGAGCAAGCAAGAGAGACUGACUCUUCCCUGCAAUAGACCACUGGACUGAGGCAUCUAACUGCAUUUCAUUUAAAAGUUUGAAUAUAUAAUCUGUAAAGAUAUUCCAGCUCUCUGAAUCUGAAAGAAAUUAACAAGUUAGUAUAGUACUAUGGAUAGCAUUUGUGGGAUGGCUUAAAUGGAUUAAAACAAAAAAGUUUCUCUCAACAUUGUUUACAACAAAUUGCAAAUGCAGUCAAAAGCCCAACAAACAGGCAGGAUUCAUGCAGAAAUCUGCAAAGGUUCAAGUGAGUUUGGAUUUCUGUGACUCCAACCUGCAGAUUCUUUAACCGAGAUUUUCCAAGUCAUGCAGAUUCCGUGGAUUUAUGGACUGAUUCUUCUCUUUGGGAGUAGGGGAGUUAUACUAAUUCACAGUAUUUAAUGGGCAUUAGCACAAGUGUGCACUUCUUAAAAUGUGCUGGUGUGAAUUAGUUAUUUCAAAAACAAAAUUCUAGUGUGGGCAUCCAGUUUUGUCAAUGAGUGGCCAAUGGGCCAAAAGAUGUCUGACAAUCAACAAAACACAGAACAGAUUUAAUCAUAUUUGUAUAUCCCUACAACCAAAGCAUUUCAGUUCAAAUUUCAAACUGCAUAAAAGCAACAGUAAAAAACUUCCUAGUAAGUACUAAAAGACAGCAGAAAGAAGAUAGCAGGGACGAAGAUGGUCUUCUGGGAUGGCAGCAUUCCACAUUUGCGGAAUGUGGAUGCUAGCUUAAUCUUCCUUAAGGAAGAACUUGGCACCGAGCUUCACCAGUAGAUCAUAAGCCCCUCAGUGAAGUUCAUAUGGGACAAAGAAUUAUUUUGAGAUACAGGGGAUACCAAAUGUUUAACUAUGUGUAGCUUUAACCAAUUGAAAGCUGGACACAGCUCAGGGUUCUAACAUUCCCUCAGCUUCAGCACUGUAGUCAGUAUGAUACUUAACUAGUUUCAUGUCAUCUGCUCUGACGAUUAGAGCUCAUGUUCUUGCCCUCUGGCUGUUCAUGAGCAAAUAUCUUUUCUGACUACUUAAGCCAUCCCCUUGACAGAGCAAGCAAGCGAGCUUGCUCCUCUGAAAUUAGUAUUCUCAAUUAUUGCUGUGCUAUGCAUCUGGAAUGAAGCACAAGAAAUCCUCAGCUAAAUUUUCUUGUAUUAAAAUACUCGUAAAUGUCCUCAUGGAUGUGCUGAAACGUUGAGUGGGGAGUAUCUCCUGAGAGUUUAGGCUCCAUGGGGCCUGAGGUGGGUUAGAAGAAGCCCUACAAUGCCCUUUCCUAUCCCAAUUCUGCACUGUCUUUCCUUUUUUGCCACCUUUUGGAUCAUUCAAAUGUGCCCAUUUUGCACGUUUUCUGAUAAUUUUCCUUGACACAGAAUGUUUCCUUUUCAAACACUUCUGAAUGCUUGGGGAUAUGGGGCUUGUUUGGCACUACUUCAAUUAACUUUGUUGUGUCUGUACUCAAAGCAAGCUGUUUUUGCUGGUGAAAUGACCUAAAAUCAUCACCCUGUCUAGAAAUUGCUUUCUGCUGUUUGAUAAUCUAAUAUUUUGUCUCUCUGUCCUAUUAUUUCUGGAAUGAAUAAUUCAGGUACUACUGUCUGUACAACACUGACAGAGCAUUAGCAUAAAUACUGGUGUAAAAGAAUUGUCGAGCAGGACAACUUGGAAUACGUUUCCAAUACUAAAACUGCUGUUAAAUUGCUUCAAGACAUGGAAAAUUGCUAAAUUUGUCUGGAUGUACUUAUCAACCAUGCUAUGAUGGGUGACACACAAUCAUGUCUCCAUCUAUGAUAUGCACAUACUGCCUGUGCAUAUCAUAUCCCCAUCAUAAUUAUGACCUAUUUAUAUAUUCAGAUUAUAAAUCAUACAAGAGGUUACAGAACCUAUCCAGUUUGGGGCUGGUACAGCCUUAAUAUAUUGGCUGAGUAACUCCCCUGCUUUUUCUAUGUCCAGUACUCUUUUCUGUAGUUCACUGUUAGCCUGUGUUACACAGAAAAAACACUGAACAAAGAAAGUUGCUUCCAUCUGGAUAACAUUUUUUGGAGUUAUUGUACUUGUAUUUUCUGUAAGAGUGCAAAAACAAAACAUCUUAGAAGGUGAUGGAAUGAAGCAUGUCCCUGCUUUUGUAAGACUUUCUUAAGAUCAUGAAAGCUAAAUGUACACUAGCUUUCAGGCUGUCAAUGAUCACCUUCUUCACUAUCGUAUUAAGUUUUUUGCUCAGAUUUUUCAGUAUCUUUCACCUCCUAAUUCCAAGAGCAAUAAAUCUAGUUUUCCCUUUCUCUAUGUAAUUGCUAUAUCUUUAGCAAAGUAUUAAAUUUUCUUUUGAGAGAUUUUAGUCUUUACACACACACACCCCCCUUGCUAUUGAUGUGAAGAAGCAUCCCUGCCCUGGUGCCCUCCAGCUGUGCGAGAUGGCAGCUCUGAUUGUCCCUAUUCAGCAUGAUCAUUAGUCUCACUAGCUGUGAAUGAUGGCGCUAGUAGUCCAGCACAUCUGAAAAGCACUUGGUUGGGAAAGCUGUUCUCAUGUACUUUUGAGAAGCCCUAACCUCCCAGUGAUUCAGCAGGCAUUACCUCUAGUUGUUACCCUUUCAGAAUCAGGCUGAUCCUCUCACAUUUUAGUCUUUCAAGUUGUAUUUCAGAAGAGACUAUUACAUAUCUGCUACAAAUAUUUGUUCAAAUAAAAACGUCAUGGCACACAAUGUUUUUUUUUAUUUUUAACUGAGAAGAUAUUGACUUGAACUUGCUAAUGGACUGUCUCUUACCAUUAUGGUUAGCCUCACAUGACUGUCACGUUAUAUGACUGUUUUCCUAGUUGCAAUAUUAUUGUCUUCCAGUUUUCUUUGUUUUGUUCUUUGUUUUUAUAUGAAGUAAUAACUGUAACCAUUCUGGCUCAUCUUACUGUGUGAAAUACAAUGUGUGUUAUCCCUGUAACUGAUUCAGUUAGAUGUUAAUAAAUAUUACAUCUUAAAUA
Varanus komodoensis (Komodo dragon) is the source of this 11916-nucleotide messenger RNA. It is a transcript of the gene OSBPL3, whose product is annotated as oxysterol binding protein like 3. NCBI's taxonomy places the organism in Eukaryota, Metazoa, Chordata, Lepidosauria, Squamata, Varanidae. Gene Ontology annotation, cellular component: perinuclear endoplasmic reticulum; intracellular membrane-bounded organelle; cytosol. The transcript has 23 exons. The coding region runs from base 1016 to 3685 and encodes 889 amino acids. Gene Ontology annotation, molecular function: cholesterol binding. The record is from RefSeq and is a predicted model, not a curated record.